This is a messenger RNA of Lutzomyia longipalpis, 994 nucleotides long. RefSeq names its product farnesyl pyrophosphate synthase-like. Gene Ontology annotation, molecular function: (2E,6E)-farnesyl diphosphate synthase activity; dimethylallyltranstransferase activity. The transcript is spliced from 3 exons. The record is from RefSeq and is a predicted model, not a curated record. Gene Ontology annotation, biological process: trans, trans-farnesyl diphosphate biosynthetic process. The coding region runs from base 1 to 969 and encodes 322 amino acids. Gene Ontology annotation, cellular component: cytoplasm. Lineage: Eukaryota; Metazoa; Arthropoda; Insecta; Diptera; Psychodidae.
AUGAAAGCUAUAGCUGAAAACUGUAAGUCAUAUGGAACUGGAACACAUAUUGAAAGAUUGUUGAACUACAGUGUAUAUGGUGGUGGAAAGAAAAAUCGUUGCCAAAUAGUUGUGGAUGCAUUUGAAGAACUAGCUCCACAGGCUGCAUUAACAGAAGCAAAUAGAGCAUUAUCUGCCUUCCUAGGAUGGUGUCAUGAAGUGUUUCAUGGAAUGUAUAUAAUUAUGGAUGAUAUAAUGGAUGCGAGUACAACACGAAGGAGAAAACCAUGUUGGUACAAACUGGAUGAUGUCCAGAUGACAGCCAUCAAUGACGGCCUAUUGCUUCAAGGCAUCGUUUAUGAGGUACUUAAGAAAAAAUUCGGAUCAAUGCAAAACUACGGAAGUCUCACGGAAGUAUUCCAUAGAAAUUUACUAUUUUCUACUAUUGGAGAAAAUAUGGACCUAGCAACUAUGCAUCAGGAUGUCUUAACAUUCACAAUGGAGCAAGUUAGGCACAUAGCAGCGUACAAAACAGCUCAUCAUUCCUUCUAUACACCAACUGAAUUGGCCUUUAACCUAACUGGGAAUACGAAUUUGCAAAUCCUAGAACAAGCAAAGAAUAUUCUCUACGAAAUUGGAAUUUUCUUUCAAGUCCAAGAUGAUUUCCUAGAUUGCUACGGAGAUCCAGCUGUUACAGGUAAGGAGGGAACGGAUAUUCAAGAUAAGAAGUGUACAUGGCUCGUGGCAACUUUCUUGGAACGUGCUAACGCAGCGCAAAAGAAAACUUUGAAGGAAUCUUAUGGAAAGAAAGACGAAAAGUCUGUUCAGAUAGUAAAGCAACUCUACACAGACGUAGGUUUGCCUGAAAUCUACAAAACAUACGAGGAAGCCACUUACAAAAGGAUCAAAGAAGAUAUUCAGCAGGCAAAAGGAAUUCCGCAGAGAUUGUGUCAAAACUUAAUGGAUAAACUUUAUAAAAGAAAAUUUUAAUUAUAUUUCAAGUCAAAAAAAAAAA